AUGCUGUCCACACAUAUGCGACGGCCUGCGACACGCUCGGUCCUCGCCUUUCGCCCUCCCAGAGCUCCGGCCCAGUCACUCAAUGCACCAUGGUCCCGAUUUGCGAGCGGCCAACAUAAACCUCAGUCGGGCUCAUCGCACUGGGUUCGCAACUCCCUUGCAUUUGCAGUGACAGGAACUGCAGCCGUUUUGGGCUAUUCUUAUAUAACCGAUGGAAAGGAAGCUUGGACUAGUGCUCCGGAGUCAACGAAGGAAGUCAUCGACGUCAACGAUCUUCGUGCUCAGUUCGUUCAAGAAAAGCGAAGCCUCAAAAGCCCCGCCGUCUACACAUGGGGUUCCAACGUUCAUCGUGUGGUGGACCCUGAAUCUAAAGACACUGACAUCAAGGUCCCGCGACGGUUCAAAUACUUCAACGGCCAAGUACUGAGAGAUCUCAAGAUCGAGGAAAAGUCCGGUGCAGCAAUUACUGAAAAAGGAGAUCUAGUCCAAUGGGGCUAUGGCUUCUCGGAGACGGAAUACAAGCCCACUGAGACUCUGACCGGCAAAAACCUCACCUCACUCGCUCUGUCGGAAAGCCGAGUCAUUGCGCUUUCCUCCGAUGGAACUGUAUACUCCUUACCGACAUCCAAAAAUGAGCAAAUGGGUGGCACAAAGGCACAGGAGGGUUCAUGGGUCCCAUUUUGGGCCAACCAGUCUAAACUCAGCUAUCGUGUGCUGAAGCCAUCUUUGAAGCUGGGUGAGAAGGUCAUCACAAUCAGUGGUGGACAGGAACAUGUGCUUCUCCUCACAAGCUCCGGUCGAGUCUUCUCGGCGGCAUCCUCUACCGAGAAAUACCCUUCCCUUGGCCAACUUGGUGUUGAGGGACUCACCUGGUCAACCAGGCCCAAAGGGCCGGCGGAUUCUUGCCAUGAAAUCACAGCUCUUAAGGGCUUCAAGAUUGUCCAAAUUGCGGCUGGAGAUUACCACUCUCUAGCCUUGAGCAAGGAUGGUCAUAUGUUUGCAUUUGGUGAUAACUCCCUCGGCCAGUUGGGUGUCGAUUGGGACGUAGAACGAUCAUUCAGGGAUGCUCCUUUCAUUCUCGAUGUGGAAAAACUCUAUAAAAAGAAUCCAUAUUUGCCAAAGGUCACCAGCAUUGCUGCCGGUGGUGCGAACACCUUUUUCACCGUUGAUGCCAAGCGUGUUUUGGCACCCAAGGAAGACCCUACCGAUGUCCGCGACCUGGGAGUGGUGACUGCAGAUACAUGGUCUUGUGGUAGGGGAAUCUGGGGUACUCUCGGCAAUGGCAAAUGGAUCCACAUGCAAGAUGCGCCCACCAAGGUGAAGGCUUUGAGCGGCAUGGGCGAGUUCGACGAGGAGAAGAAUGAAAUGUCGCCCAUCCGUCUUCGGGAUAUCUCUGUCGGUACUACCCAUGUUUCGGCUGUGCUCGACAACAAGACCAAUGUCGGCAAAACAGCCAAGGACACCCUGGACCAAUCCAAAGAUUGGGGCUAUGAUGUGCUGUGGUGGGGAGGCAACGAGCACUUCCAGCUCGGCACAGGCAAACGCAGCAACCAGUGCAAGCCAAUCUAUAUCAAUGCUCCUCCUGAAUCAAAGAAAACUCAGGCGGAGGCACGAUUGCAGAUCAUUCCCCGUCACAAGGGCAAGGUUGGCAAGCGCACUGUGAGCAUGGAGCAACGGGUUGAGUGUGGACGUCAUGUCUCUGCUAUUUAUUCUGCUCAACUGCAAACAGAGCAAACUUCUUGCGCCGCGGAGACGCUUGGACCACCGCUUAUCCAUAAAAUUUCCAGCGAUCCAGGCGCAUCUUUCCUCAUCACACACCACUACAAUGCCUCGCGAAAAGGAGAAGAGAGGCCGCAGGGCCGAAAAAAGGCCCAGAAGGAUGAAUCCAAGCGAAAGUUCGAGGAAGCGCCCGAUGCCCCCGUCGCGAAACGCAUGAAGCCCUCUACCGAUGAGGCUGACGAGACCAUCGAACAGCAACACGACGAAACCUUUGAGCACAAUGAGGAUUAUAUUCCCUUGGACCAGGGAGAAGAGAUGGAUACACAGGGUCAGGAGGAAUCUGGUGAUAUGCCCUUCUACGGUCUUCUCGACGAGGAAGAGUCGGAAUAUUUUUCUCGCGCCAACGAAAUGCUGGAGUUGAACCAAUUCCAAGACGCCGAAGAGCGCAGCUUGUUCGUCGACAGUGUGUACUCAGAGGCCAACGGCAAGGAAUUGAAGAUCGCCUGUAGUCAGGGUUGUUCGAGACUCAUGGAAAAGUUGAUCUCAAUGUCAGACGCUCGGCAAUUGCGUCGAAUCUUCAGCAAAUUCGUUGGCCAUUUCCUCCACCUGGUGCAGCACCGAUUUGCCAGUCACUGCUGCGAAACACUUUUUAUCCAUGCUGCGCCUGCGGUCAUGCAAAAGGCAUCCAAAGCACAGGCCAAGAAGUCAGACGAAGAAAAUGAAGAGGAGGAGCCUGAACUGUCCCUCGCAGAGAUGUUCAUGGCCGUUAUCGAGGAGCUGAAGGAGAACUGGGGUUUCCUGUUGACGGAGCGCUUUGCGUCGCACACAAUCCGAGUGCUACUUCUGGUUCUUGCCGGUGAGCCAGUGGAUGUCACGUCAAACGAGUCAAUUGUCGCAAGUCGCAAGAAGGAAAGAAUAGACAUCCCAAUGGUUCAGGGAGAAGAGAAGACACAUCCCGAAAAGCAAAAGCGGAGCGUGCCAGAGUCUUUUGAGCCAGCACUUAAAAAAAUCAUGAGUGAUAUGGUCUCCGGUCUCGAUGAUACUUAUCUACGAGCCCUGGCCACCCAUCCAGUGGGUAACCCAGUGCUUCAGGUCCUUUUAUUCCUGGAGCUUUCCCAUUUCGGAAAAUCCAGUGCCAAAGAUCCCAAGUCUACUAUCCGGCGACUGGUUCCAGACGAGUCAUUCGAGGAGGAAUCAGACAGCGCAAUCUUUAUUCGCGGACUUCUCUACGAUCCGGUUGGGUCUCGUUUGUUGGAGACAAUGGUGCGGUAUCUUCCUGGCAAAGCAUUCAAGAACCUCUACAGAAACAACUUGAGCGAUCGCAUCGGAUCUCUUUCACGAAACAGCACUGCUGGAUAUGUAGUCCUUCGGAUCUUGGAAAGACUCGGCAAGGAUGAUUUGAAGAUUGCUAUGGAUCAUAUCGUUCCCGAAGUGACAGGUUUGAUUGAAAGAUCAAGACUUAUUGUCCCUAAGGUGUUGAUUGAGCGAUGCGUCGCUCGUAGCGUGGACACGAAACCUCUCGCUGAAGCACUCGAGGGUGCUUACGACAAGGACCCUACCCUUAGACUACAGCAAAUGCUCAAGUUUACUCCUUCAGAGAUGCCAGCUUCGCAAUCCGAAGACCACAAUAUGGAUGGUGACGAGGAAAAUGGCCGCAAACCUCGCUUUGCGCCUCAAGAAUCUGCAGCGGAGAAAGCAGAGAAACUGCAUGGCUCUCUCCUGGUUCAAGCCAUGCUGACGGUCCCUGGCCCGCUCAGCCAACUUGUUUACACGAGUCUGCUUGCGCAGCCCUCCCACGUCAUUAUCCAACUUUCUCAAGAACCCACAUCUUCUCGCGUCGUCCAGCAGGCGCUGACUUCCUCUACAUCCACCACCCAAAUCCGCCGACAACUCACUACCCGCUUCCAGGGCCAUUUGAUGGAGCUUGCUCUGAACAGCAGCGGGUCUCGUGUCGUUGAUGCCCUCUGGUCCGCAACCAAGGACAUCUUCUUCGUCAAGGAGCGCAUGGCGCAAGAACUCUCCCAGAAUGAAAUGGCCCUUCGUGAUUCCUUCUUGGGCCGCGCAGUCUGGCGAAACUGGUCCAUGGAUCUCUUCAAGCGCCGACGGGGCGAGUGGACUCGCAAGGCCAAGGGUAUUGAGGAGCGAACUGAGUACAAUGAAGGUGCCGAGCGUCCCAAGUCUAAGAUCGAGUUAGCUCGGGCCCGGUUUGCAGCAGCCAGGGAGGCAAGUGCUGGUGAGAACCAGCCUGCAUCCACCGAAUGA
Molecule: messenger RNA, 3981 nt
Organism: Penicillium canescens
Lineage: Eukaryota; Fungi; Ascomycota; Eurotiomycetes; Eurotiales; Aspergillaceae
Exons: 2
Coding region: 1-3981 (1326 amino acids)
Biological process (GO): mitochondrial respiratory chain complex III assembly
Cellular component (GO): mitochondrial inner membrane
Molecular function (GO): RNA binding
Source: RefSeq, a predicted model, not a curated record